Messenger RNA from Menidia menidia (Atlantic silverside), 435 nucleotides. NCBI's taxonomy places the organism in Eukaryota, Metazoa, Chordata, Actinopteri, Atheriniformes, Atherinopsidae. The record is from the annotation of a GenBank genome assembly.
AUGAGCAACGAUUUAUCGAGGAAGAAGGGCAAAAGCUCGACCGAGAAAAAGACGAAAAGAAAAGCAAAGAGAAGAGAGACUUACGCGAUGUACAUCUAUAAAGUUUUGAAACAGGCAGGCGAAGGCAGCACGACGAGCUCGGGUCGCCGCUUGUCCGCAUCUCCAGAAGUGCUAACAGUCGUUUUGCCUGUUCCCCAGGUCCAUCCGGAUACGGGGAUUUCCAGUAGAGCCAUGAGCAUCAUGAACUCCUUCGUGAACGAUCUGUUCGAGAGGAUUGCCACAGAAGCGUCCCGGCUGGCUCAGUACAACAAGCGCUCCACCAUCACCAGCAGGGAGGUGCAAACCGCCGUGAGGCUGCUGCUGCCCGGGGAGCUGGCCAAACACGCCGUGUCCGAGGGGACCAAGGCCGUUACCAAGUACACCAGCUCCAAAUAA